UAUAUAUAUAUUUUAAUGAUUGAAAACGAGGAUUCUACUUUUAGAGUUAUUGUGAUACUACUUAACUCAUUGUCUUUCGCAUUUACAAUUCUGAUUUUGAUGCUCAUUUGUAGAAUAAAAUAACUUCAUGAAAGACAAGGUCGUACAAUUCAAAUUGUACUCAUUUUAGAAUGCAUGUACUCAUUUUUCUUAAUACUUUCAUAAUUUUAUUAUGAUCAACCCGAUAUGUAUGAAACAACAUUUUUAGUGUAAAAUACUGGUCCAGGUUGCAUUACUAUUGGCAUACUGAAUGUAUUCACAUCUUUUGCUUAUUUCAUAAAUAUUAACCUUUACUCUUUAGAAUCAUUAGGUUUUCUGAGCUCUAAAUUCACGAAUAACUACAAAUUAAGGCAUGUAGCUGUUGUGUCAGGUUCCACUUUUUUUGCACUUUUGGCUUACCUUUCAAAUGCCAUAGGAUUCAACAAAAUAGGGAUGUGUUCAUUAUUACCAGGUAAUUUAUUUACAGUAUUCUUGCUUAUUCUAACUUCUAUCACAUUUGUUACAAUUGUUUGGACUUGUACAUAAAUUCAUAGAUUAAGAAAGGUGUUGGGUAAAGAUUUGACUUCACACAUAUAGAAUAAAAAGUAUAAAGUGAAUUUGAUCUAUAUAAUAACUUUCCUGAUAAUUCGAAUACUACCAGUAUAAAUUAUGUGAUUAUAUUAGGUUUUGAUUUUGACUAUCAUAUCGUUGGCUGAUAGUAAUACAGAAACAUAUACAGAUGCAUUUUAUACUUUGGCAAUUCCAAUGUCAUUAGGAGGAGUGUGUUUAAGCUUGAUUAGAUCUUAAGAGCCCACAAUAUAGGAUUAUUUAAAUAGGAAAUUGUUAAAAUAAAAAUCAGGAAUUGUCGAACUUUCUUUACCAAAAGUGGAAAUUAGAGCUUUGAGCAACUCUAUAUCGAAUAUCACGAAAGAAUCUUAAAUUAUAAAAACUCAUUAUCUCUCUUAUAUUCAAGGAACAACUACAGACAAUAGUGUUGCCUAUAGAAAAACAUGUUUAGACAAUGAAGAAUUGUAUAAAUUAGAAUUAUAAUAAGAGUUGCAAAGCUAACAACCGAGUUGGAAAAUAAUCAGAUUAAAUUGAAAUUGUAUGAGUUCCUAUUAGUAUUCAAAAUAAUUCGAGAAAUGAGCAAUGGUUUCAUAAUAUCUAAAAUAACAACAAAUUUAACACACUAUCAUAUGAAACAUAUGAGAUAGAGGAUAUUUUACUUUGAUAAUGAUAAUUCUUUAGAUGCUUCUGAAAUUAUUUGUACAAGUUAUGCAGAAUCUGUCUUUUACUAAAUAUAAUCAAUGGAUAUUUUUAUGACAUCAUUUGAUGAAUAAUUAAAUAAAAACUUCGUAGAACAAUUAUAAACAUCGAGAUUAAAAUUGUAAACAAAUACCUUAACAACAUAUGAUGGAGAAGUACUUAUCACCAUUAUUAAUAAUUAAGCCAAGAGAUAUUUAACAAGACAUUUAUUAUAAGCUAUUUACAAUUAAAGUAUUUCAGCUUAAAAGUCUUUCAUUCCUCCAAUGAUAGGACUCUAUUCAAUAGUAACUGAGAAUAAUCAAUUCACAAUGCUUGUCCAAAAAAAUUUAUUAAAUUCGAUCAUGUUAGAAUAAUAGGGAUUUAAAAUAUAAGGUUUUUUUACAUAUUAAGUUGGUCAAGUCGAUGAAGAAAUCAAAGGAGGUUAAGAUAUCAAAAAUAAAGUGAAAAUGAAUCCAAGAACCAAAUAAGAAUUUCUAAACACACUUAAUUAAGAUCUUGUAAUCCUAAGAGAUUAAUUUCUAUGGGGUUAUUCCUUUUAUAUGAUAUAUUUGGAAGCUGAUAAUAGUAUUAACAUGCUUCCAAAUAUGUACAAGACUCGUAAUGGAUACUUGAUUGCUAGCUUAGGAGGAAUUCUAGAUUAAUUUUGGAUUUCCUAUAAUGAAGCAUCUGCCCAUCCAGAAUUGUACGCAUCAUAAUUAGCAUAACAAAUUGAUUUAUUAUUAUGA
Molecule: messenger RNA, 2009 nt
Organism: Paramecium sonneborni
Lineage: Eukaryota; Ciliophora; Oligohymenophorea; Peniculida; Parameciidae
Source: the annotation of a GenBank genome assembly